Oldenlandia corymbosa var. corymbosa is the source of this 2010-nucleotide messenger RNA. Lineage: Eukaryota; Viridiplantae; Streptophyta; Magnoliopsida; Gentianales; Rubiaceae. The record is from the annotation of a GenBank genome assembly.
AUGGUUCGUGGGAGAGAUGCAUGCUGGGAACACUGUGUUCUUGUGGAUGCAACUAAACAGAAGGUCAGGUGCAAUUACUGUCAAAGGGAGUUCAGUGGUGGCGUUUAUCGGAUGAAGUUUCAUUUGGCACAGAUUAAGAACAAGGAUGUUGUCCCAUGCACUGAAGUACCCAUGGAUGUUCGGGACCGUAUAAAGCUUAUACUUAGCACCCCAAAGAAACAGAAGACUCCCAAGAGGCAGAAGGAGGAGGAUCAAGCUUUAAAUUGUCAGCAGCAUAGUUCUUCAGGAAGUGGCGGUGUUCACCCUAACCAUGGUUCUAGUGAAGAAAAUGGAAGCACUAGCCCUUCUAUGUUAGUUCGACAUCAUUUGCCAAGUGAAAAUAUGCCUGUCGAUGAAGUUCAACACCAAAAGCGAUAUCACGCUGACAGAAAGAUCGCCGCAUUUUUCUUUCAGAACUCUAUUCCUUUCAGUGCUGCUAAAUCAACAUACUAUCAGGACAUGGUGGAUGCUGUUGGAGAAUGUGGAGUGGGUUACAAAGCACCAAGUUCUGAGAGAUUAAGGUCUAGUCUCUUGGAAAGCGUGAAGGCUGAUAUACAUGAACAGUAUAACAAGGUAAGAAAUGAGUGGAAGGAAACAGGUUGCACAGUCCUAUGUAAUAGUUGGUCCGAUGACAGGAACAAAACAAUUCUGGCUUUUUCUGUUACAUGUCCCAAAGGAACAUUCUUUCUGCGGUCUGUAGAUAUACCAAAUUGUGCAGAAGAUCCUACUUAUUUGUUUACAGUCAUUGAAGGUGUUAUCCUGGAAGUUGGUGUUGAAAACAUUGUUCAAGUAAUAACUGAGAGCACCAAGUGCUUUGUAUACGUUGGCAGGCUUCUAAUGGAAAAGUAUUCUUCAUUAUUCUGGUCUCCAUGUGCAUCACAUUGUAUCAACAAAAUGCUGGAGGAUUUUAGUCAGCUAGAUUGGGUGCACAGAGUCUUGGAAGAAGCCAAUACUAUCACACGAUAUAUCUACGGUAAUGACUGGAUUCUUGCCAUGAUGAGAAAGUUCACAUGUGGAGGGGAACUAAUUAGGCCAAAAGUUCCUGGAUUUGUUUCUCAUUUCCUUUCUUUAAGGUCCAUUGUGACGCAAGAGGUUAACUUAAAACGAAUGUUCUCUCAUCCAGAGUGGUUAUCAUCUAUCCAUAAUCGAGGUUCUGAAGUUCAAGCGAUUGUUUCCCUGUUGUAUCUAGAUAGAUUUUGGAACUCUGCUCGUGAAGCUGUUAGUGUUACGGAACCACUAAUUAAGAUCCUUAGAAUUGUGGAUGGGGACAUGCCUGCAAUUGGUUACAUAUACGAAGGAAUGGUCAGGGCAAAGCUUAAUAUUAAGGCAUAUUAUAGAAAUUCUGAAGAGAAGUAUGAGAAAAUUUUGGAACUAAUUGACAAUAGGUGGUACGCUCAACUUCUCUCCCCAUUACUUACAGCAUCUGCAUUCCUUAACCCUUCCAUUUUCUACAAUCCAAGCUUCAAGAUGGACUCAAGGAUGAGGAAUGGUUUUCAAGAAGCCAUGAUGAAAAUGGCUAGAGAGGACCAAGAUAAAGUGGAUAUCACUGUAGAACAUCCCGUAUACAUAAAUGCACAAGGCUCUCUAGGGACUGAAUUUUCCAUAAAGGGUAGAACAUUAAAUUCUCCAGAUGAUUGGUGGGCUGCAUAUGGUUACGAAAUCCCAACAUUACAGAGAGCUGCAAUACAAAUUCUAAGCCAACCUUGUAGCUCCCACUGGUGCAGAUGGAACUGGAUUACUUUUCGAAACAUGCACGACAGGAGAUGUCUAAGAGGAGAGCCUGAUAAGUUGAAUGAUUUAGUUUAUGUGCAUUGCAAUCUAUGGUUACAAGCAAUUGAUAGAAGCAGAGAUGGUAGAAAUAGGCCAAUCAAUUUUGAGGGGAUCGAUUUGAGUGCUGAAUGGCCUACAGAAUCUGAAGCUUCCUUGCCUCUUACUGAUGAUGCAUUGUUUAGUUCUCUUCCCCCUUUGUAG